Molecule: messenger RNA, 159 nt
Organism: Ochotona princeps (American pika)
Lineage: Eukaryota; Metazoa; Chordata; Mammalia; Lagomorpha; Ochotonidae
Product: mitochondrial import receptor subunit TOM5 homolog
Exons: 2
Coding region: 1-159 (52 amino acids)
Cellular component (GO): mitochondrial outer membrane translocase complex
Source: RefSeq, a predicted model, not a curated record
AUGUUUCUAAUCAAUCAGCUCGCACAGAAGCUAGACCCAGAGGAGAUGAAGUGCAAGAUGCGUGAGGAUGUCCCCUCCUCCAAACAUCGCUUCCUUAUCUACGUGGCCCUGCUACACGUGGGGAUCCCUUUUAUCUUAAAGAAGCAGGACAGUGUAUGA